Messenger RNA from Acanthochromis polyacanthus (spiny chromis), 3712 nucleotides. RefSeq names its product MALT paracaspase 2 (gene malt2). Lineage: Eukaryota; Metazoa; Chordata; Actinopteri; Pomacentridae. Gene Ontology annotation, biological process: proteolysis. The record is from RefSeq and is a predicted model, not a curated record. The transcript is spliced from 16 exons. Bases 568 to 2946 code for a protein of 792 amino acids. Gene Ontology annotation, molecular function: cysteine-type endopeptidase activity.
UGCUCGCGCAGAAAUGAGGAACCGAAAAGAGAAGCUCAUCACCAUCUGGGGAACAAAAGUGAAAAGGGGCGAGUAAACUGGUGGAAAAGUUCACUUUUAACCCAAACGGCAGCUGCUCGUCUUCCUCCGCGGCUCAGAUCUGACCACCGGCUCGGUUGCUUCUCACCGUAAACUCGGUAAAUCCGUCGGUUUCUUCACGACUCUCUGAAACGUUAAUGGCGGAAGCUGCAAAAAGCUGCGCGACGUUUUAGUCGACGUUCUGCAGCUCAGCUCGGGUUUAAAUCACUGUUUUAGUUUCUGGUUUCUCGCUUCACUGGGUCGUUUGACUUCAGUGUGUCACACUCGCAGAGUUACAAAUCUGGGGAAUCCCGAGCUGAGUUUCUGAGUUCACAACCUGCCGUUUGGCCCGCGGUGCAGUUUCACUUUAACGUCCCGGUUUGUUCCGUAGAGCUCCCGGUUUGUCAGCGGGGGCACCGUGAAGAUGGACGUUUGGAAAAUGAGCAUCGGUUCCCUCAGUGAAGAAGUUUUGAACAAGCUGUCGAAGAUGCUGGACAACCCCACCUGCGGAUGGAGGCAGCUGGCCACCGCAGCGUCCGAGCAGCCGAAAUUCCGCUGCAGGUGCUGAGCGCUGCAGGUAGCCCAGCUCGGACCCUCCUGGCCCGGCUAGCUGAUCGCUCCUGCUCCCUGGACUUCCUGCUCCACUGCCUGAGGAAGAUGGACCAUCAGGAAGCCGUGCAGUUCCUCACCACCACAGUGGCAGAGCUGAUUCAGGUCACGGAGCAGCCUCAGUCCCAGCAGGCCACAGCCGGCAGCAGGGUGGUGCUGACCUGCAGGGCUUCUGGUCCUCCAGGACUCACCUACCAGUGGUUCAGAGGCAAUCAGGAGGUUAAGGAUGAGACAGGCAGUUCACCAGAGCUGGUUCUGUGUCCUUUAAGCCAAGCCCACCAGGGUCACUUCAUCUGUCGGAUCAACCACGGAGACAACUGCGUCUUCUCCCAGUGGGCUCACGUUCAGUUGGUCCGCUCUGCAGGUUCUAGUCCAGGCUACAGCAGCAGUCUGUUUCCAGGCUCUGUUAGCGGGCUACGGGUCGUUCAUCAGCCUCGGUCUCAGGCGGCGUCUGAAGGCGACACUCUGGUCCUGGAGUGCAAUGCAGAAGCCAACCCGCCCGCUCAGUAUGAGUGGUACCACAACGCAGUGCCCAUGCCACAACACAAGACACGCUCGCUCAAAAUCCCAUGUGUGACCACAGAGCACAGAGGAGAGUACAGAUGUAAGGUGUUCAACUUGUACCAUCAGGCGUGGAGCGACACGGCAACAAUCUCUAUCGGCCCCAGUUCUGUCACUGAUGCCUCCUGGGUAGAAGUAGAUCGUGGUCUCGAGUCCCAAGAAGUCCACAGAUCAACCUUUGGAGCAGGAGUACCUCCGCUUCGACAGAUGGCCAGUCUGCCUCAGUCAGCAAAAAAUUUCUAUGCGACGGACAAAGUUGCUCUCCUGAUUGGCAACAUGAACUACGUCCACCACACACAGCUGUGCGCUCCCAUUUCUGACGUCCACGAGCUGACCAACCUUCUGAGACAAAUGGACUUCAAGGUGGUUUCUCUGCUCGACCUCAACUGGCAGGAGAUGCACAGUGCUGUUACCGAGUUCCUGCUGCUGCUUGACAAAGGAGUUUAUGGUCUGCUGUAUUUUGCCGGUCACGGCUAUGAGAACUACGGCAACAGCUUCAUGGUUCCCAUCGAUGCUCCGGCCUCGUACACCUCAGAGCACUGCCUGUGUGUUCAGAAUAUACUCACCAGGAUGCAGGAGAAGGAGACUGGACUCAAUGUGUUCCUGCUGGACAUGUGCCGCAAAAGAAACAUUUACGACGACAUCAUUGUACAGCCUGGACUGGUGAAGGUGACGGCAAACAUCGUGUUUGGUUAUGCCACAUGCGUUGAUGCCGAAGCUUAUGAGGUGAAGAGGGAAGACGUGUCGAAUGGCAUCUUCAUAAGCUUCCUCAAACGAAGGGUUUGUGAGGACGAGAAGGUCACUGUCAUGCUGGACCGAGUCGCUGAAGACAUGGGUCGCUUUGAGAUCACACGUGGGAGGCAGGCUCUGGAGCUUCGCAGUAAUUUGUCUGAGAGACGUUCACUCACCGACCCGAUCCAAACUGCUGAAUGUUCUGCAUCCUAUAAAGCUCGAAACCUGCAGUGGGCUGUUGCUCACGUGCUGCCUAAGAGCCACUGCCUCCAGUUUGACUGUGGAGUGAAGGUUCAGCUCGGCUUCGCUGCAGAAUUCUCCAACAUCAUGGUCAUCUACACCCGGAUACUGGAGAAACCCAAAGAAAUCGUUUCCUGCUCUGCUCAGCUUACGGAUUUCCCAGAAGGAGUGGACAUUGAUCUAAAGAAGAGUAAUCAGGAGACUCUGCUUGAAGCCGGCAGUUUAUUAUUGAUCAAGGAGGGUCUGCCUUCACCGGAGGCUCCCAGUCUUUAUACCCGCAUCCGCAGCCUGCAGAGACUCAGGACGGAGCUCACAUUCACCGUCUGCCUCCACUACACGUAUUCCAACAUGGAUGAAGAAGUCCAGGAAAGGCAGCCGGUAACAAUCGGCAAACCGCUGGUCUCCAAGCUCAACCUCCACGAACCGCGCUCGGAUCGCGUCUGCUCGGCCUCCUCGUCCUUCAGCCUCGACUCCUUCAGCGUUACAGAGUGCUCCUCCUUCACCGAGGGAUUCGCCUCCGUUGACUCGGCUUCAAACACGUGGUCACAUUACGCGCAACCCGGCAGAGAUUCUUCCAGUGCCGACCGUCAGACUUCAUCCAGGAGCGCCAAUGUACCAGAGGAGACCGACUGUCCGGAGUUUUUUGGUUCCCCUGAGCCUCUUGUUGCUAGUAAAAGUUUGCCCCACAGCCAAGUGAAUGACCUAAACUACAAAUUUAGUGAUAUGUGCAAUUUUCAUUCUUAUUGAGCUUCAUGACUCUUGUGGUGAUGAAUCAGAGGAAAGCACUGUGGCCAAAGCUAAUCCAAAGAAAACUAUGGAUUUGUUGGAUCAGUUUUGUCUUCACCCUUCAAUAUAAGGUGCCUUGAGAUGACAUAUGUGGUGAAUUGGCAUUAUAUAAAUAAAAAUGAACUGAAUUGAAGAACAUAUAACCAUUUCAGUAAAGCUGGCAGAGACCUCAGAUCACUGUAUCAGUGGCAUUUUUAUUUUUGGCGUCCAAGACUAUAACCAGGAUGUUUUAGAUUUUCUUUAUGUAUUUCUUUUUAUUCAUAUCAUAAAAAAUUUUAACAAUUGUUCUGGAUUUGUUCAUCUGACCUUUCGAUCAUGCAUUAAAACUGUAGAAAUAUUCUGGUAUACAAGUAGUAGUAGUUGAAAAAUAGGCUUUAUUUUACUGUUUCUCAAAGUCUGAUGUAUUAAAAUAUAAAGCUAAAGUAUUUUUUCUCUCAUCAAGUGUUUUAUUUUUACUGUUACUAUGAUUUUUAUUGAAAUGUAUCUGUUUCCGUUUCAUAAAUUGUUGCCGUGACAUUGUUGUGCGAGUGGAUGUUUCCCCAUAAUUACAUAUUGAACAUUGCUGCACAUGCAGUAGAUUUACUCUAAUUAUCAAUUAUUUAUUUGGGGUAUUGCCUUAUCGGGCAUUAUUAUUGAUGAACUUUUCCUCCUCAUCAGCAUCUGCAUCUUUUCUCCUGGACUAUUUAAAAUGUCUCAAGUUACAAAUAAAUACAAUUUAUGAAAUCAA